Messenger RNA from Sander lucioperca (pikeperch), 5625 nucleotides. It is a transcript of the gene mbd1b, whose product is annotated as methyl-CpG binding domain protein 1b. The transcript has 18 exons. Bases 655 to 3204 code for a protein of 849 amino acids. The record is from RefSeq and is a predicted model, not a curated record. Lineage: Eukaryota; Metazoa; Chordata; Actinopteri; Perciformes; Percidae. Gene Ontology annotation, molecular function: zinc ion binding; DNA binding.
CUUGCAGAUCACACUGUCCUUUCUGUAGGCGGGGUCAGAGUUUAGCAGACGGAUAACGGAUUAGCAUCUUUGGUGUCUCGCCUUCUUUGGUUCUACAACCGUUUUCAUUAUUGCUAAAUGCAUGGAAGCUAGCUACGUUAGCUCUACCUUGUAAAGUGGUGUUAGAGGUGACUAGCGUGCCAAGGAUCUGGGGAAUAUUACCCUGUUUUAUUGGACCUCCUCACCGCAAACAUUUGUAAACUGGUAGCGAUACACUGCUCUCAACUCAGGAACAGUUUCAUCAUAGGAACCAUGGAGGAACGAUGUAGCUAAAGGUGGCUAACGUUAGUCCCGCUUUCAGUUUCAGUGUUUCUUCAGCUGCUGGUAUGUCACUAAACUAUGUAUAUAGAAAUAAUCGCCAAUAUCAGAGAACCAGAGCACUUUCAGCAGUAGCAGCACGUUUAGCAGGUUCAGUCAUGAAAAACUAAGCAGCUGUCAACCAUCCUCACGGUUCAUCUGCAUGCCCAAACCUUAGUGGCCAAGGUCAAGUGGCUACAUCCACGGACAAUGUGAAAAUACACCAUGUUAAAUGGGAUGCAAGAUCGACUGUAGAGGAUAUCUUAUUUGUCUCCAGGAAAACAAUUUGAAACGUUUGUAGCCUAAACGGGUGCAUCAAUGAACGAGGAACCACGUGAGAGCCCGCUCCCCGGCAGAGAGCCUGUGGAAAAAGAUGUGGUACAAAGCACAGAGAAGAACAGCAGCGAAGCAGAAAACACCUCCGAGGUAGCACCAACACGGGAGCCUUUGGCACCCUCAGGCAGUCUCGGAACAAAGGGAAACUCCAGCUCAGAUCCUGUAAAGGGAACUCCAGGAGAUGAAACGGAGGAGGCUAAGGCCACUGGUGGGGAGCCUCCUGUUGACUGGUUUGAGCCACUGGAGGAUGACGAUGAUAGCUUUGGUAGGAAUGAUCCAGAGGAAGAAAGCCUGGCAGGAGAAAGUGAAAAGAGUGAGAGUGUGGCAGACAGCGAGAAGACCUUCAGAAGGAUUUAUCAGCUUCAGCUUCCCCGCCGUAAGCGAUCACAUCCAGAUGAAGGAUGGGAUGACUGGCCAAUACUUGGAGAGGGUUGGAAACGCAAAGAAGUUGUCCGGCGCUCAGGUUCUAGCAUAGGACAGAAGGAUGUCUAUUACCUGAGUCCGCGUGGUGAUCGAGUGAGAAGUCGAGUAGAACUGAUUUCAGUGCUGGAGGGAAUGUUUGACUUGUCAACCUUUGAAUACAAGUCAGGAAAGUUCCUAGAUGGUCAAGCACCACCCAUAAGAAUUCGAAACAGAGCAAAGAAAAAAAUCCGGGAGCGCUCUUCCUCGGAGUCCAGCUGGAUGGAGAGAGGAGAGGGGGCCGACACUCCAGACUCCUACCACAGGCUCACCCCCAGCGUGGGGCCCAAAAACCUCUACUCCAACCAGUCAAGUUUCUCCUUGUACAGUACAAUAGGAACUCCAAACGAAGGCUCUCGCAAUGAGAAUCCACCAGCGGAAGAUAAAAUUAAACUUCCCCUUCCCUCAUCAUCCAGAGCACUUCCGCUUCCCUCCGUAAAUGGAGAAAUUGGUUCCGAGGACAGCACACUGGUCUGUGCCAGAUGUGGUAUUUCCUUCACAGGCACAUGGUAUGACAAACAAAGGAAGAGGCCCUGCUGUCCCAGCUGUUGGGCAGCCUCAAAGACAAAAGAGCAUCCGAUGGUUCGGUUCAGAAAGUGGAUUCCUUGUGGACAGUGUGUGGGAUGCCACAACACAGUGAACUGUGGGCAGUGUGCCAACUGCAAGCAUGGACAGCAGAGCAAAGAGUCCCGGAAACGCCUAUGUCGGAAACGCAAAUGUAUAUGUCCUAUUCGCAAGGACCCUGGAAGUGGAGCCUUCCUGCUGCAGAGGCCUUAUAAUGACAUUCCUGAAACGUUUGAUGACAGCAUGAGUUUCCAGAGUGAAGUUACAGACUCGCAGCACCCAAGUCUCAAAAGCAGCGACACAGAGAACUUCUCCGUCAACGUGGACGUUGAUGAUGAGGAUGACAUGUCAACUGACGAUGAUGAUGAUCAGUGGCAAACAGAAUUUUCCAGGGCCAGGUGUUUAGUUCUUGACAGGUGGCAUAAGAAGCGGAAGCGACGGUCCUGUGGAGAAUGCAAAGCCUGCCUCUGCAGGAAAGACUGUGGCACAUGUGAUUUCUGUAUAGACAAGCCAAAGUUUGGUGGCAGCAACAAGAAGAGGCAGAAGUGUCGACUACGUCAGUGUCAGAGACAGGCAAUGAGACACUUGCUGCCUUUCCAGAUGGGACAAGGUGACUAUGGGCCAGAUGGCUCAAUGCUGCCGGGCCGGCCUAGACCUCACUACACAUACAGUCGGAAGUCAGGUUUAAAGAAAAACAAAGGACCGCUGUCUGGCUUGGACUUAACUGACAAUGAAGAUGAGGACAGUAACUUACAAGCAAUGAACUGGAGCUCUGAACCUGCCAGUGGUAGCAAACACAUGUAUGAACUGAAUGUGAGAAACCAAUCAUCUAUGCAGUUGAAUUAUUUGGAUUUCAGACAGCAGAAUGGACUGUCUGACAGAGUUCCUCACUUCAGCAACCACAACAACUCUGAACUAGACCAGCUAAGCAGAUGGGAUGCAGACAAAUCACACGCAGGUAGAGAUGUUCCAAAGCAUGGUGAAGUGGAAGAUGAAGAAGAGGGAGAAGAAGAAGAAGAAGAGGAGUUCCCCAUGAUCACACAGAUCUUCAGUUUGGCUGAUAACCCAUCUGGGAGUGGUGCGGACAUGGAAAACCAGCUAAUGAAACUGCUACACUCUUUGCGUUCCACUGUAAUGCCAAUCCUAUGGUAUGCCAUCAUGGUGGAGGGCCCGCAGAUACAGCUCAUCCAGUGUUGUAAACAGUCCAACCUGACAGACACCAUGGUGCUGAUCGACCCAGGCUUCUGCUAUCAAGUCACCGUCCAAAAGCAGCCGCUGCUCCCCACCCACCCGCUGUACGACAACUACCCUGCCCACUUAACCUCUGUGACUGAUGUGAUCAAUCUGCUUUUGGGCCUGGAGAAGUACGUUGUGUGCCAGGGACUGCCCCCCAAAGAGCCUUUAUCUAAUACAGACCCAAUAAUACUGGAGCGGGCAUCAACAUGUGAUUUCUUGGUUAAGAGGAACGUGAGCAGAUGUACUAACUGCAGAGCGCUGCAAGGACUUUGACUUCAGCAGAGACAGGAGAAGAUCUGUGACCACAGUGGAGACCACUUGUUCUCUGGACAACUUUGUGCUGUUUUCUUAAUACUGUUUCAGUUGUUCUUUUGGUGAUAAUAUAUGAAAUAUUUACAGAUUUACCUCCAUACUGUAAUAGGAGGAUUUGAUUAUUUGAAGAAUCACCAAAGGCAUUCCAGGAGUUGUGAUGUUAUAAUCAAGGCGUGUUUCUUCCCAGAUGUCUUCUGUUGAUCUUGGUGUAGGGCUUCUCUUCAUGACUGUUACUGUAUGUCAGAUGUUGGGCAGUGAUGGGUAGAGCUGAAAUCCAUUAGCCCACUGUGUGGUUAGUGUUCUGUUGGUUGAUUGACACUCUUACUUGAGAAAUCAAUAACCCUAACCCCCACCAUACACUUUUGUGUAGGUGUUUAACCCCAAAUUUUCUCUUUUUCUCACCCCAAAACCCUCUUAUCUUUUCACCAGCAACAUUGGACACUGUGUCAGCAAUGUUGCCAUAUCUAAUGGAGUUAACCAGCAGCCUGAAGUCUUUUGGACACAUCAAAAAUGUCAUUUUCCACCUCUUUCAUGUUGUAGUGAUUACAAUAUAAUGUUUGCUUCACUUCAUUUUUUUGUUUGUUAUAUUCACCCCAAAAAAAAGUGUUGUUGAACGUGUUGCAACACUUUUUUUUCGUGCUAUACUGGCAGUGUUUAUAAAAAUGUAUUCAUCGCCAUGUGCACUUAUGAUUUUCUAAUUGAAUCUCAGUGGAUGUAAAAAAAAAAAAAUAAAUAAAAGAAGAAGCAAAAGGUGGAAUAUAAACGUCUUCAAAUUCACCAAAAUAAAACAUAAAACACAGUGAGUGAGGACCUAAAUAUUCACCUUCUUCACUCGAACCUGAAUCAGAGGGGAAUAUAAUUCGUUAUAAAAGUCCCACAAUGUGUAGAAUUUAGCAAGUCUAACAUAUCUACAACAAAACUACUAAAAAGCACCAAUCAAGAAGGAUACUAGAAUAUUUUCAAGAAUCCAAAUAUCUCAUUGAGCAUAAAGGUCAGUCAUGAUGACGUACAUGAUGGUUGGGAGACAGCAUUCAGACUGUUGCUUUAACAGUUGCAGCUUCAUGUCAGAGAGGCAAAGAGAAUUGCCACUAUUAAGAAACACCUCACACAUCUGGGGUAGUGAUUGUCAGAAGAUGUGAGAGACUGAAGCCAAAUUGAAUUAAGGUUCUAUGGUCAUAUUAAAAAUAGCAAUGUUAUUGUCCUGGAGUUCAGACAUCCGUUAUCUUUAACAAUUGCUGCAGGCCUUGAAAAGUCCCCAAAUAACCUGGCCGAGGGUAUUGACUCGACAUGAGUUGAAUACUUCAGCGGUCAUUUAGUUCAUGUGAUAUAUUUGUAAUACUUUUUGAUCAAUUUGAUAUCUUUUUUUUCAGAUUAUCACUGUUAGCUUUUUAAAAGUGAUGCAGUAAAGCUACUCUGUUGUCAGAUUUAAAAACGAAUGAACGUUUUACAACUCACAAAUUAAAUUUAUCUGUAACACUGCUUAGUAAAUAUUCUUCCUAGGGCUGGGCAAAAUAUCGAUGUAUCGAUAUCGUGAUAUGAGACUAGGUAUCGUCAUUGAUUUUGGAUAUUGUAAUAUGGCUUACGUUUAGUCUUUUCCUGGUUUAAAGGUUACAGUAAAGUGAUGUAAUUUUCUGAACUCACCCAGACUAUUGUAGCCGUUCUGUUAUUUGCUUCUAACCACUUAUUCAUUAUAUCCACUUUACUGAUGAUUAUUUAUCUUAUAUUGUCAGUCCAACAAUAUCGUCGCAGUAUCGACAUUGAGGUAUUUGGUCAAUAAUACGGUGAUAUCUGAUUUACUACAUAUCGCCCAGCCCUAAUCUCUCCCAUAGACAAUAUUAUAUUAGCAGAAACCGAUCAGAAUCUUUUCCACACAUCAUCAUUUUUAGACUGUGGCUGAGGCUUUUGCACUCAGUGAGACAGCAGAUGGUAUAAUUUAUUGGCAGAUUCAACAUCUGACAUAUGGUCAAAUUAAAUAAUACUGAGAUCAGAGUACUUCCUUUAGUAUAAUGCGUUGUAGAAUGUAUUUCCCAAAAUUAUAUCUUUAAAUGAAACGGCUGGUGUAGCCAAAACUCAUCUUCAUAGAUGACAUUUUUUAUUUAUUAGGAUGUCUUUCAAUUUCUGUUUUUGACUAGUAUGAUUAUUGGUAUUGGUAAAUUGUAUAGGAAUUACAUUUUUCUCCCGCCCCCCUCUCCAUUGGGAUGUUUAUGCAGUAAUGCAAUGACUUUCUUGAAAUGAAAUGUUUGGGAUCAGUUAAUAUUUCUUAAAAAAAAGCUAUUGUCAUUUAGUAUUUGAAUUAAAACCUUAAAGAAUUGAAACAAACUUUGUUUUUCUGAAGGCAGUGUGCAAAUAAACUUGUCUUGUCUUUUUAUAAUAUUUAUCAAA